Molecule: messenger RNA, 3870 nt
Organism: Toxotes jaculatrix (banded archerfish)
Lineage: Eukaryota; Metazoa; Chordata; Actinopteri; Toxotidae
Product: neoverrucotoxin subunit alpha-like
Exons: 4
Molecular function (GO): protein binding
Source: RefSeq, a predicted model, not a curated record
GUUGGAUUUAUUCAUCACUGUAUAAAGACUCUGCUGUUUUUCAACAGGAGGGAAAAUAAAUUCCUCUCUCCUUUAAUUCCUUCUCAUCAUCUCUUCAGACUGAGCAGCUGUAACCUCUCAGAGAGAAGCUGUGAGGCUCUGUCCUCAGUUCUCAGCUCCCAGUCCUGUAGUCUGAGACACCUGGACCUGAGUGACAACGACCUGCAGGAUUCAGGGGUGAAGCUUCUGUCUGCUGGACUGAAGAGUCCACACUGUACCCUGGAGACUCUCAGGCUGUCAGGCUGUCUGAUCACAGAGGAAGGCUGUGCUUCUCUGGGCUCAGCUCUGAGCUCCAACCCCUCCCAUCUGAGAGAGCUGGACCUGAGCUACAAUCAUCCAGGAGACUCAGGAGGGAAGCUACUGGCUGCUGGACUGGAGGAUCCACACUGGAGCCUGGACACCCUCAGGGUGGAGCCUGGUGGAGUCCGAUGGUUGAGACCAGGUCUGAGGAAGUAUUUCUGUGAACUCACCAUCGACAAAAACACUGUAAACACAAAGAUCAAACUGUCUGACAACAACAGGAAGGCGACACACGUGGAGGAGGAUCAGUCAUAUCCUGAUCAUGCAGAUCAAUUUGACCACUGGCCUCAGCUGCUGUGUAGUAAUGGUCUGACUGGUCGCUGUUACUGGGAGGUCGAGUGGAGAGGAGAGGUUUAUUUAUCAGUGAGUUACAGAGGAAUCAGUAGAAAAGGAAACACAAACGACUUUUUGUUUGGAAGGAACGAUCAGUCCUGGAGUCUGUUCUGCUCUGAUGUUUAUGGUUACUCUGUUUGGCACAAUAACAGAGUGACAUCUGUGUCCUCGUCGUCCUCUGUCUCUCACAGAGUAUCAGUGUAUGUGGACUGUCCUGCUGGCUCUCUGUCUUUCUACAGAGUCUCCUCUGACUCACUGAUCCACCUCUACACCUUCAGCACCACUUUCACUGAACCUCUGUAUCCUGGGUUUGGGUUUAGUUUCUGGUCGUCUGGUUCCUCAGUGUCUCUGUGUUGAGAGUAGCAGAGAUAAGUGGAGCACAUCAGUAAGAAAGAAGCGUUUCACACAUCAACUACUGAGAAACAAGACUUUUCUCUCACAGGCCCAAACUGAGAUAAAUUGUGCUAUAAUCCUGAUGUACAUCUGUUAUCUAAGUACAUUGCACAUGACUGAGAGGACGAAUAAGACUUCAAUGUUCAGGGCUUAUCAAGGAGGUGGAGUGAGUGAAUGAAGCUGUGUUCUGUUAUCAGAGACUCACAGAAAAACUAUUUUAUUAUUAUUUAUUAUUAUUUUAUUAAUAGUUAUUGUUUCAAGAGAAAGACACAGAUGAAAGACCAUAUGCUGACACUGGUAAUGACAAGAAUUUCGAUGUGUAUAAAAACCUGUCUAAUAUAGAAUAUCAUAAAAUUCCCAAAUCCUUGCCCAGAUGGCAAGGAAUGUGGCUUUUCCAUACCACUCAAUUGAUCAGACUCUGCUCUUACUAGCCUAUACGAGACAUUUAGCACCUGCAGUCACAGCAUGAAUUCGUAUUUUAACAGAAGCUAAAUGUCACAGUUGCUACCAACUAGACCAGGGGUUUUUCACACAAGGAAAAAAUAACCUUUAAAAGUUUAGGAAAUGUAUUUUAUUUUUUACAAACCAGAUGCCACAAAAUAAUGAACAUAAGUGAACGCUACUUUUGUUUUUUUAUUCCAAAUCUAAUAUUCCUCCCCCUCUUCCUCUCCUUCGUCCCCGAUGCUGUCGGUUCCCACCUCUUCAUAAUCCUUCUCCAGAGCGGCCAUGUCCUCUCUGGCCUCUGAGAACUCUCCCUCCUCCAUUCCCUCUCCGACGUACCAGUGGACGAAGGCCCUCUUGGCGUACAUGAGGUCAAACUUGUGGUCCAGUCGAGCCCAGGCCUCGGCGAUGGCGGUGGUGUUGCUCAGCAUGCACACGGCCCUCUGCACCUUGGCCAGGUCUCCUCCAGGAACCACAGUGGGAGGCUGGUAGUUGAUGCCCACCUUGAAGCCUGUGGGACACCAGUCCACAAACUGGAUGGUGCGCUUUGUCUUGAUGGUGGCGAUGGCAGAGUUGACAUCUUUGGGAACCACGUCUCCACGGUACAGGAGGCAGCAGGCCAUGUACUUGCCGUGACGAGGGUCGCACUUCACCAUCUGAUUGGCUGGCUCGAAGCAGGCGUUGGUGAUCUCUGCUACUGAUAACUGCUCAUGAUAGGCUUUCUCUGCUGAGAUCACCGGGGCGUAGGUGGCCAGAGGGAAGUGGAUACGAGGGUAGGGCACCAGGUUGGUCUGGAACUCCGUCAGGUCCACGUUCAAAGCACCAUCGAAGCGCAGGGAGGCGGUGAUGGAGGAGACGAUCUGUCCGAUCAGCCUGUUGAGGUUGGUGUAGGUGGGACGCUCGAUGUCCAGGUUCCUGCGGCAGAUGUCAUAGAUGGCCUCGUUGUCCACCAUGAAGGCGCAGUCAGAGUGCUCCAGGGUGGUGUGGGUGGUCAGGAUGGAGUUGUAGGGCUCCACCACGGCUGUGGACACCUGGGGGGCUGGAUAGAUGGCAAACUCCAGCUUGGACUUUUUGCCGUAGUCCACAGAGAGACGCUCCAUCAGCAGAGAGGUGAAGCCAGAGCCGGUUCCUCCUCCAAAGGAGUGGAAGAUGAGGAAGCCUUGGAGCCCGGUGCACUGGUCAGCCUGCAGGAAAACAAAACAUCAGAAUUCCUCCCAUACCUGAUUUCACUCUCAACUCUAAUCUGAAAGUUUUGCAGCAAACUCACCAGUUUUCGAAUCCUGUCCAGAACCAGGUCGAUGAUCUCCUUGCCGAUGGUGUAGUGACCACGAGCAUAGUUGUUUGCUGCAUCUUCCUUUCCAGUGAUCAGCUGCUCGGGAUGGAAGAGCUGGCGGUAGGUGCCUGUACGGACCUCAUCUGUAAAUGGAAAGGACACAAUAAACUUCCAAAAUCCAUUUCAACCUACAGAACAAACUGCCAUUAAAAAAAUAAUAAUCUCACCUAUGACUGUCGGCUCCAAGUCCACAAACACAGCUCUGGGAACAUGUUUGCCAGCUCCAGUCUCACUGAAGAAGGUGUUGAAGGAGUCAUCUCCUCCUCCGAUGGUCUUGUCGCUGGGCAUCUGACCGUCCGGCUGGAUGCCGUGCUCCAGACAGUACAGCUCCCAGCAUGCAUUGCCUAUCUGUGCUCCAGCUUGGCCAACAUGGACAGAGAUACACUCACGCUGCAAGAGCCAGUGGUUCAGAUGUCAACAACUACAUGUAAACCUUUUUUUUAAAUAAAAAAUUAUCCCAGUCCACUCCACAAAGUUUACAGAUUUUUUUAUAUUUAUAUAUUUUUAUCAUGUGUUAAACCUUGUGUUAGGAUGUAUUUCCCUAAGAGAGGACUGUUACUUGAUGACAUGUGACUGAGCCAAACUAGAGUGAUCCCACAAUUUGGAGUACAGUAUGUUCACUUUUGGUUGCAUGAACAUUUUAAAAAGACAUCAAAGAGUUUGUCUCACUUUAGGUAAUUAGAAGAAACAUUUAAAAUCCCUCACCAUCCACUUAUGCCAUGGAGGGACCUUACUGUAUUACAGAAGGCCAUGGUGAGAUCAUGUUUGCAGCUUUAAAAUCAAACGUGUCCAACUAGCUUCUUACAGCAAACAGAAAGAGCAGUGCUGUCGCAAAAUCCCAAACAUUAAUAUUCACUGCAGGUGUUUUAUUUUCUCUGUCACACACUGUCUCUUUAGCUAUAAUGACUGAACACAAUUUAUUGAUAAACGAGGCUGCGGUGUCUAUCUCUCUGAGGUGUUUUGUCCCAUAAUUCAUAUACUGUAACUCGUGUGUGUAACUAAAACAUAAAAUUAAAGAAGUCCUCACCAUG